UAGCCCAACUUUCUAAAUCGUGACGUAUUCAAGUAAAGAUGGCGGCUCUGAGAAAUUUCUCUGUAUGUUUGCGCCUGAAAACCGGACCCUUAAGUGCUGGGUUUUUCAGAGAGGUCUGCAAACCAAUUCUGUCACCUGAGAGGCGAUAUGCCAUUAACACGGCAGUGAAUAACCUACAUUUUAAACUCGAUGAGCGGACGGCACACAGUAGCUUGGACCUCUUCAAGAAGGACACGGGUGUCAUCUACCGUAUUCUCGGUUUGGACCCAAGCCUGGUUAUGGAUAACCCAGAGCGGUUCCGGGACUGGGCUGUGGUGUUUGGAGAUUGCCAGGUCACAAGUGGGCGCCACUACUGGGAGGUGACUGUACGCAAAUCGGAGGAGUUCAGGUUGGGGGUUGCUGAAGCAGGGAUGGCAAGGGAUGAGUGUGUUGGCACCAACAGCAGCUCCUGGGUCUUUGCUUACUCUCAGCGGAAGUGGUACGCCAUGACUACCAAUAAGAUGGUGCCUUUGUCGGGUGUGGGCAAGCCCGAUCGUGUGGGCCUAUUGUUGGAUUAUGGGCUGGGCCUCUUGGGACUGGUGGAUGUCCAUAAGCCCCAGGUGAUUCACUCGAUUCGGGCUCAGUUUAGGGCACCCCUUUGCCCUGCAUUCGCACUUUGGGAUGGAGAGUUGCUCACACACUCUGGUUUGGAGGUUCCACAGGGUCUGGACUGAUGACAGGGCGUUUUCCAACGAAAUGUCCAGGAAAAACCAAUUGAGGAAUGGGUCAGCAUUGCAGCGGGACUCAGUAUGGGAUGAGAAAAAUGAGAAGAGAAUGUAUAUUGUGACUGUCUUGGCAGUGUGAAAUGGACAGAUACAGGAGUGGCAUUACAGUGUUGUCACAAGCUCCCCACAAAGCAAAUAUCAGCCCCAGCACAAGGGGUCAAGCUUGGUUCAGAAAAUGAACUCACCCUGCAUAAACUGGCAACUGGGCACACAGCAAUUGAUUUUCUGAGUGCUUACCAGGUUCAGAUGUUGUAUUUACUUAACUGCGAAAUGUGAAAUGUGAAAUGUUUAAAGAAAUUGAAAACAUUUAAAACUACAUUAUAGGUGUUGCCUGAGGCUAGUAUUCAGGGUUGAAAAUUAAGAAAGAGAUGUUUUGUGUUGUAAAAUCAAAAUGAAGGCAAUAUGAAUGUGGAAUCUUUCUUGGACCUGAUAAAAUGGCUUAAUAUAAACAACUGUACUUUGUUGGUCUUUAUAUUGAAAUAUCGUUUUUGCAUGCAUUACUUCUGGUUUAUUGCAGUGAAGGCUCUGCCAUUUAUAAAAAAAGGCAAGUGAAAAUGGAUAUUCUCUUUUGGAAUAACAUCGAGCCGCCAAAUAAUGUAAUCAAAGUGUCUUUAUAGAUAACUACAGACAGAGUAAAAUUAUGUAAUAUAAUAGAAACAGAUAUAGAGGUGGAAAGUUCAAGGCAAAACAGAUAUUUAUGUACCUUUUAGUUGCACAGGAAAAACAACAGUUCAGCUACUCGUACCUGAAUAAGCUCUCUUGGGCUGAUGGUUGGUAAUCUAUGCCAACCAAAUUGCCCACUUUCUCUCUUUGUUCUUUUUAGACUGACUGCAGCUGUGCAGAUCAAAUUCAGUCUUCAGAAGAUUAUUUGAAUAUCUAGCUACAUGACUAUUUUAGAUGGUGUGAACCUGACAAUACCUAUGUAGAAUUCAACCAGUGGUGAGCCCAUUGAAAUGCAGCUGAAACCAGUGAAAUAAAAUUGGUAGGAAGAAGGCUUUCUGUGAGUUAGUUCAUCAUUAAAAAAAUAAUAAGAAAUGAUUGAUUUAGAUGGGGUCCAUAAGCCAGGAUUUAUCUGUUUAAUAAUGUUAAGGGAGCUCUAUCCUGGAGCCUCACAAGAGUAUGAAAGGGAUGCAUUGCUCUUGAGACUCAGGACUCUAAAAUGAUACAGAAGCAGUCAAUAUACUCUUUCUUGGCUUUAUUAAGACCUUCAUAAAAUCUUAACUUGAACCCACUACCCUUGGCUUGAAAGCAGCAAGGUUCGGUUGGUUUAUAUAUAAGGACAGAAAGGGCAACUACUGGUUACUAUCUCACUUGAUACUGUUGCAUUCUGAUAACAUUUCUGGACUCCCACUGCACCUCGGCUCACAUUGCCACUGGUUAAUUUGCCUUGCCAUGGAGACUAAAGUGUGCUAUAUUUUUCUGGCACUCAUUUCGGCUAUGACUGGCAUGAGUCAGCCUCUCCUGGAUUUUGAAAUUGAUGAAAAACUGCAAACUGUUACUGAGGAAAACCUUGUGGAUCAGCUGGCCAAGUUGCUGGUAAGAUAUUUUUUCUUUCUUAAAUACAUAAUGUGUAGGUAUUGCAAACUUGGUAUCUCCCAAUAAAGGGCAACCUAAGAUAGAAACUAUUAUUUUCUUACACACUACCCAUUGUCUGCUGUUUUGACUUAGAACUCCAAUUUUUUUUUUAUCAGAAAAAAGAUCUUAUGUUCAACAUUAUUAUACUUUAGUGUAGAUGUAUCUGAUGGGAAAAUAAUAAUGAGCAGAAGUCCUCUCUCCAGUGCUCUAAUUGUGUGAUUGGUCAAUGCAUGAACAGCACAAUAACAGAAACCAAAUGUAUUUUAGGACCGUGAAAAUCAUGGAAAUUCUGAAGUAAAAGAGUAUAUCCUGACUCUCCUGCAGUCUUUUUUCCAAAAAUCCUCAAGUCGUGAUCCUGGCCGUUCUAUAUCCUACCAGGCAAAGAGGUCAGUCCCAUACAGCCCAUAGCAUAUGGUAAAUUCCAUGGUCAUAGAAAGCACUUGUGAAACAUGAUAGCAGUUGCUGGUAACAAUGUAACUUAAUGUCGUCUUCUGAGUGAAUGUCCUUAGUGACAAGAGUGUCACUCGGGAUUUGUGAAGCAUUUACUAGGGAGGCCUGUCAUAAAUGAAAAUGAAUGAGAACACUAUUUAAGCCGAUUAUGAACAUUUAUUUGGAGGGGAUAAAGAGCAUUUUAGAGGGUGAAAAGCCCCCGAUUAGUGAUGCAAGGUUGGCUGUUUGAAUGCUUCUUUGCCAUUUGUAUCCAGGUCCGUACGUGAAUCAAUGGCUGCUGUGAACGGCAAUGGAUUCCUCCCGCAGUUUUGGCAAAUGGCGAUGCCGCAAAGGUUUGGAAAAAAGUAACAUGGCUUUCAAACCCACAUAAAGUCCAUCCAUUCUGUUUGUUUUACUCAAGACUGGUGGACGGAAGGCAAGCAGCAAAUUAACAUAAGCAAAUGAUCAUACUUUGUAUAACAUUCAACUUGCACUUCCAAUAAAGCUUGAAAAUUA
This is a messenger RNA of Paramormyrops kingsleyae, 3284 nucleotides long. It is a transcript of the gene spryd4, whose product is annotated as SPRY domain containing 4. Gene Ontology annotation, molecular function: protein binding. Lineage: Eukaryota; Metazoa; Chordata; Actinopteri; Osteoglossiformes; Mormyridae. The record is from RefSeq and is a predicted model, not a curated record.